Molecule: messenger RNA, 2061 nt
Organism: Penicillium manginii
Lineage: Eukaryota; Fungi; Ascomycota; Eurotiomycetes; Eurotiales; Aspergillaceae
Exons: 3
Coding region: 1-2061 (686 amino acids)
Source: RefSeq, a predicted model, not a curated record
AUGGACGGAAUUUCCUGUGCAUCCAGCGUUAUCGCGGUUAUUCAACUUACAGGGAGUAUUGCGAAGAUCUGUGGAUGCUAUAUUCAUGAGAUCAAAGACGCACGAGAUGAUAUUAUUACCUUGCAACGGACGGUCGCAGGCCUUGAAGGCAUCCUUGAGGAACUUGCAAGACUUCUCCAAGGACCUGGGGGCAUGAAACUAUCUACCUCAUCCUCACUAGUCAAUAAUAUUAGUGAUUGCCUUUCGCACCUCAAGGCCUUGGAACAGAAAAUUGAUCUAGGGCGAGGGAAGCGCAUGAUGAAGAGACUUGGUAUUCGAGCCUUAAAAUGGCCACUCGAACGCACAGAAGUGGGCAGGAUUCUCAACGAUCUAGAGAGGUACAAGUCAUCCUUCACUUUAUCCUUGCAGGUGGACCAGACUGUUCUCUUAACCAGUGUCGCUCAGAAUAUAGACCAGAUCGACCAAUAUUUGAUUCUUGACAAGCUGCCGAUCGCGUGUGGAGCCGAGUUUGACUCAUAUAUGGAUCAGCACGAGGAUGUAUGUCUCCCAGGCACCAGAACUGAGCUCCUUCACCGAAUCACGGAAUGGGCCGGGUCGCCGCAGGACAAAUGCAUAUUUUGGCUAAAUGGCAAGGCUGGGACAGGGAAAUCGACUAUCUGUCGAACAGUGGCGAAAUAUUUCAGAGAGGCCUCGCUCCUAGGAGCAAGCUACUUCUUCAAGAGGGGAGAAGGUGACAGGGGAAAUGCCACGAAGUUCUUCCCGACAAUUGCACAGCAGUUGAUGAUUCGCAUACCUGAGUUAAAACCAGGCGGUCUGAAAGCACUCAAGGAUGAACCUGAUCUCGGAGGCAAAUCGCUAAAAGAGCAGUUUGAUAGACUACUCCUUCAGCCCCUUCUGAGCUUAGACUCAACCAAGGGACAAGUGAUAACUACGGUAAUAGUGAUUGAUGCAUUGGACGAAUGUGAGAAUGACAAAGACGUCCGAGUUAUACUUCAGUUACUACCACAGCUACGCGUAUCGACUGCUAUACGUGUUCUGAUCUUCUUGACAAGCAGGGACGAAAUGCCGAUCACACUAGGAUUCUUGGGGGCUGGAGAUCAUCGUGAGGUUUUUGCUCUCCAUGAGAUUCCUGAGGCAGUGACAGAACACGACAUAUCUCUAUUUUUGGAGGACCGAUUUUCAAAGAUCAGAGAAACGAGAAACGUCUCCAAAGACUGGCCUGGCGAUGAUAAAAUCCAGACAUUGGUUAUGAUGUCAGUUCCAUUGUUCAUUUCUGCCGCCACUGUUUGCCGAUUCCUUGAAGAUCCGAAGUGGGACCCAGAACAGCGCCUUGCAGAACUACUCAAGGACCAAGCCAAGUAUGCGACUAAAAUGGAGAAGACUUAUCUACCAGUCCUCAGGCGACUCCUUGAGCAUCAAGAUAAUGACGAGUCAGAGCAGCUGUUGCAACAGUUUCAGGACAUAGUCGGCAUCACAAUUCUCCUUGCUGUUCCUCUUUCAGUCAAUGCACUCUCCCAGCUUCUCCGUACCAGACGAGGGGUUAUCAGCAACCUAUUGAGUUCUUUCCAGUCUGUACUCAACAUACCUGAGAACCAAAACAUGCCCGUCAGGCUCCUGCAUUCAUCAUUUCGAGAUUUCCUCGUUAAUUCUAGGAGCAAGUUCCGUCUGGAUGAGCAACAUACGCACAAGAUUAUCACCCAAUAUUGCCUUACGACCAUGCGAGGUGGACUGAAAAGGAAUAUUUGUGGCCUAUCAAGCUACAGCACUCAGAGGAGGGAGAUCGAUGCCCAGUCAAUCCAGAGUCACUUACCAGAAGAAUUGCAAUACGCUUGUCGUUAUUGGGUACAUCAUCUAGCACAAUGCAAAAACCCCUGUUCUGAAAUGGAUGAUGCUCUUACCUUUCUCCAGAAACAUUUCCUGCACUGGAUAGAAGCAAUAUGCGUUCUGGGGCUUGCUUCUGAAGUUGUGGGGAUCAUUAAUCUACUGCAGUCAGCAUUGAACAGGGAUGAAAAUCACAAACUAUCAGAGUUCCUACAUGAUGCAAAGCGGUUUUUUUCUUAA